AUGUCUGGUACAUAUUUACCAAUGCUGAGUGAAGCCUCUUGGAAGGAAUGCAGCGAUGAUUUUUUUGAUCGCUGGAAUUUUCCGAAUUGCUGUGGCGCCGUCGACGGGAAGCAUGUGGUUAUUCAAUGCCCACAGAACGCUGGUUCACUAUUUUACAACUAUAAAAAACAGCAUUCAAUCGUUUUGUUGGCAAUUUGUGACGCCAAUUACAACUACUUGGCAGUUGACAUAGGUGCGUACGGUGGAAACUCUGAUAGCAGUAUAUUUGCGUCAAGUGAGUUUGGAAAACUUUUGUUAUCAGGCAGACUGGGAUUUCCUCCGCCAACUAACUUGCCAAACAGCACCAUAGAGCUGCCUUAUUUCAUUGUUGGAGAUGCAGCUUUCCCUCUCAGAUCAAACAUCAUGAGACCCUUCCCAGGAAGAAAUCUACAGGAAAUACAAGAAAAUUUCAACCAUAGACUUUCUGUUGCACGCCGCACGAUAGAAAAUACAUUUGGCAUCACCGUCGCUAGAUGGAGGAUUUUGAAGUCACCAUUGUGUAUGUUACCAGAGUCAGCGGAAAAUAUUGUUAAGGCAGUAGUGGUGUUGCACAAUUUUCUGAAAAAACACGGUGAGCAACAGUACACUCCACCAGGAUUCACGGAUACGAUCGACACUGUUGGAAACUUGGUCCAGGGCGAAUGGCGCACGCUUACUGAUCCUCUACAAAGUGUUCCAGCUGAUUCUAUUAGUCGAGGACAUAAUGCUUCUCGAAAUGCAUUUCAAAUACGUAAUAUUCUAGCACAGUAUGUGUUGGAUAAUCCUCGUUACGGACUCAAUGGUUGA
Molecule: messenger RNA, 825 nt
Organism: Ochlerotatus camptorhynchus
Lineage: Eukaryota; Metazoa; Arthropoda; Insecta; Diptera; Culicidae
Exons: 1
Coding region: 1-825 (274 amino acids)
Source: RefSeq, a predicted model, not a curated record